Messenger RNA from Penicillium taxi, 330 nucleotides. RefSeq lists its product as uncharacterized. Lineage: Eukaryota; Fungi; Ascomycota; Eurotiomycetes; Eurotiales; Aspergillaceae. The record is from RefSeq and is a predicted model, not a curated record. Bases 1 to 330 code for a protein of 109 amino acids. The transcript has a single exon.
AUGUCUCAAACAACCAUCCCUAUGUUCCAAGACUCGGCUGAUCACCUGGCUGGAAACUCUGAACCUCUGUCUCUAGAAGACUAUAAUCGCACUAUGCUGGAGUAUACCCAUCGACAGAUGUCUUCCUUUGUGGAUAUGGAAGGCCACAGUAAUAGCAGCCGAAGUAGCCAAAACAGUGGCAAUAGUGGUUCUUCUAUCAAUGGUGAUAUUCCUCGUCAGGCGAACGGUCCUCCUCCCACGUCCGCGGGAGCUGCCGCUGAGGCAAUGGCACGUCAGGAUGCUCAGAAUUCUCAGAAUUCCGGCCAUAAUGCCAAGUCAACCGGCUUUUAA